AUGGGCAGUAAUUUGAUGAUACUGACUGUUUUCGAAUCCAAGGUGGCUCCCCCGAUCGCCAUAUCUUUCUUGUCUGAUGUGCGCAAGUUAUUUAUAGAGGAGAUACGGCGCGAACACGGUGCAGCUUCGGCAAACAACUUAGCGGCUACUAUUGACCAGGUGUCUGUGGCAUAUCAAUAUAUCCGAUUGGAUCGGGCCAUUCAGAGAAAACGGAAUGAGUUUAAAGACUCCACUCGGAAUGACUCGCUGAGGAGGCUGAACCACUCAUUGGACGAGGUCUCCAUGCUCAUGCAGAGGAAUAUCAACGACUUGCUGAUGAGAGGGGAGAAUCUAGAGGCUGUCAGCGACAAGGCGGAUCAGUUGAGAGAGUCAAGCAGGCGCUUUGCCCGGCAAGCUAGGAAGUUAUCAAAAGGUGCCUGGCUCCAGACUUACGGGCCAUUUAUCGCUGUAGGGUUGGUAAUUUUGAUUAUCAUCAUUGUUCUCAUGCUGUAA
Gregarina niphandrodes is the source of this 492-nucleotide messenger RNA. Its product is annotated as putative vesicle transport protein. Bases 1 to 492 code for a protein of 163 amino acids. Gene Ontology annotation, biological process: endoplasmic reticulum to Golgi vesicle-mediated transport; retrograde vesicle-mediated transport, Golgi to endoplasmic reticulum; vesicle fusion with Golgi apparatus. Lineage: Eukaryota; Apicomplexa; Conoidasida; Eugregarinorida; Gregarinidae. The record is from RefSeq and is a predicted model, not a curated record. Gene Ontology annotation, molecular function: SNAP receptor activity. Gene Ontology annotation, cellular component: Golgi membrane; endoplasmic reticulum-Golgi intermediate compartment; ER to Golgi transport vesicle membrane. The transcript has a single exon.